This is a messenger RNA of Labeo rohita (rohu), 3044 nucleotides long. Its product is annotated as angiopoietin-1. The coding region runs from base 344 to 1870 and encodes 508 amino acids. The record is from RefSeq and is a predicted model, not a curated record. Gene Ontology annotation, molecular function: receptor tyrosine kinase binding. Gene Ontology annotation, biological process: angiogenesis; Tie signaling pathway. The transcript is spliced from 9 exons. Lineage: Eukaryota; Metazoa; Chordata; Actinopteri; Cypriniformes; Cyprinidae.
ACCCCUUUAAAAUACAUACACACACAAACACACACAUACACACACUGACCAGCCGUCUCUUUUCUGAACACACAGUCUCCAAAACCCACUGUUCACUCUCUCACACACACAUACAGCACAUGCCUGGAGUUCACGUUGAAAUCUACUUUGGAGACAGAGCUGGCAAUCACUUGUUCUGUGGUACUGCAGCAGGACAGAGGAUUGGCGUCUGUAGAGUCUGGAAAAAAUGGGUUCUCUGUAUAUUUAGAAGGACUGGCAUCUCCUAAAUGUGUUUAUUUAGAGAUGAUCACACAUUUAAUCCGUAAAAGAACAUUUGGCAGCCUGUACCUGCUUUGUCAUAAAGAUGAAGAUCAAUGUUCUACUGCAUCUGACUCUAUUGCUGGUGAGGACAUCGAGCAUUGAAGACUCACCUGUGGACAAAUUAACAGAUGUUUCUGGUGGCAGAAGUCAGCAUUUAAACUCUGUUCAGCAUGGAGAAUGUAGCUACACCUUCAUUCUGCCAGAACCUGAGGAGAGCAGGACUGGUAGCUGGCCAGAAGAACAGAAUGGUAAUUGUGGAGGUAACAGUGUCCAGAAAGAAUCUCCACAGGGAAAGCAAAGCCGCUUAAACCAGCAGAUCCAACACCUGGAGCUUGCCAUGGAAAAUUACACCCACUGGCUUCAAAAGAUUGAGGUCUUUGUAAAGGACAAUCUGACAGAAGACACAACACACCUGCAAAAUAGUGCUGCACAUAGUGAAAUGACAGCCAUGCUGGAUCUUGGCACCAAACUGCUUUCCCAGUCCACCCAACACAUCAGGAGACUAACAGACAUGGAGACACAGGUUUUCAACAAGACUUCCAGACUGGAGAUUCAGUCGCUGGAAAAUUCCUUGUCCUUCAACAAACUUGAGAACAAACUGCUCCGGCAAACCAGUGAGAUCAACCAACUUCAGGAGAAAACAGACACCCUAGAGCAGCGUAUGCAUAACAUGGAGGCACGUAAUCGUGCAGAACUGGGUUGGAUGAAGAGUGAGCAGACAGAGCUACAGAGACUCCUGGCAUCCCAGAGCUCUUCAAUACAGAGCCUUGAGCUCAAUCUAGAGCAAGUCAUCACCAACAACAGCGCCCUCUACCGUGAGCAACUACAACUGCAUAGUACCAUCAAUGAUCUGCUUAAACUGUACUCAAAGAACAAAGCAGUGAGUCCCAAUGUUUUCAAACAAAUGGAUGAGCAGAAAAAAUACAGAGACUGUGCCGAACUCUUCCGGGCUGGAUUUAACAGGAGUGGAAUUUACACCAUCUACAUUAGCAUGCAAGACAUGCAUAAGGUUUAUUGUAACAUGGAAAGUGCUGGUGGGGGCUGGACCGUCAUACAGUUGAGGAAAGAUGGAACAUUGGACUUCCACAGAACCUGGAAGGAGUAUAAGAUGGGCUUUGGGAGUCUGACUGGAGAACACUGGUUGGGAAAUGAGCUGGUGUACAAGUUGACCAAUCAGAGGCAGUACACUCUUAGACUGGAGCUGACAGACUGGGAUGGCAAAUUUGCCUUCUCCCAGUAUGACAAGUUUUACCUUGGCAGUGAGAAACAAAACUACAGACUGUUUCUGAAGAGCUACAGUGGUACAGCUGGCAGACAGAGCAGUUUGGUGAUAAAUGGGGCUGACUUUAGCACAAAAGACAUGGAUAAUGACAACUGCAUCUGCAAGUGUGCACUCAUGCUCACAGGUGGCUGGUGGUUUGAUGCCUGUGGCCCAUCAAACCUCAAUGGAAAGUAUUACACCUCUGGGCAAAAUUUAGGCAAACUUGAUGGCAUCAAGUGGCACUACUUCAAAGGCCCCAACUACUCUUUACGUGCCACCACCAUGAUGAUCCACCCAUUAGACUUUUGAGAAACCAAUCAUCAACAUAUAAAACAACAUAUGCUGGUUAGGUAUGUUUUAAAGCAUGGCUGCUGGUUUGAGCUGGUUUAAGCUGGUCCUAAGCUGGUCCUAAGCAACUAGAUCCUGCUCAGGACCAUUUUAGGACUAGCACAUUACCAGCUUAAACCAGCACAUGACCAGCUUAAACCAGCUUAUGCUGUUUUUUUUCAACUGGGCUCAUGGACGACUGAUGCACAAACAUAAACCAACAUAAAUAGUCAAGACCUGGUCCUCUCUCAUCCUUCACUGAUGCCAAUCCUCCUUGUAUCCUUCCGGAGCUCCUCUGUGGGACUUGAGACGUGGUGCAGGUGUUGCUUAUUGUCAUUUACUCUAUCGGCCUGGCGUGAGAAAUUAAAUGUCAAACUGCCAUAACUCUUAUAUGUUUCUUGCCUUUGUCUCAUGUUGCACAUUGUGUUUUUUAAAUAGUCUGUUGUGUUGAUGGAACUCUGUAUUAACAGCUUGACUUACAGGUGUCAUCAGCUUUUAUGGAAAUUCAUAAACAGGUUUCUAAAUUAUAUCAGGUUACACUUCAUUUUGAUAGUCCACUUUGGACAUUCUACUGAUUAUAAGUAACUUUGCAAGUACAUGGCAGCUUAUUCUACUAACACUAAACCUAACCAUAACAGUAGUCUACUUUGUGCUUUAAUGUGAGUUAGUUGACAUGUAGUUGCUUAUAGUUACUUAUAGUUAGUAGACUGUCUAAAAUAAAGUGUAACUGAUCAUUUUUAUUUGGCCAUAGUCAGAAGUGAAACUUAAGCACAAGUACUAUAAAAAAGUAUGUAAAAUAUGCAUGAUUAUGCAUGUUAUUUUUUGUCUUUGUGGUAAAUAUUUCUAAAAUAAUUUCUGAGCUUGGACUGUGUUGCCUUGAUGGCAGUUGUGCCAUAAACUACAAUUUGCAAUUUUUUUAUGUUUAAAAAAGUACAUUUUGCAUUCUGUGUGUGGAUAUAUGGAAAGAACAUGAUUCAUGACUGUAACCAUUUGUUGCAGUAUGUUGCUAAAUGCAGUUUGCUGCAUAUUACAUCUUACAAUAUAAAAACAGUUGGUAACAGAUGUGAAAGAUCUGAUGUAUCAUCUGUAUACUCCAGUAAAUGACAAGGUGUGUAGAAACAUUACAAGUGUUAUUUGAAUAAAAUGUUGACAAACA